UUAAUCAUAAAAAUGUAAUUGGGAUAAUUAUUCUAGAUCAUUAGUUGUAAAAUACAGUGAUUCAUUUAUCUGUGUGACACUUUUUGGAUGUGUUUUGACGAAAACAUCCUAUAAAAUUAGGAAUUUCUGGUCAAAAUAGAGAACUACAUAUUUCUUCAGCCAUAAUUAAGAUAUUGGUAAUAUAUUCGAUUUUGGAAUAUCGAUACUUCCGAUAACAUAACCGAUAACUAAAACUUCCGGCGUGUUUAAAACAUAGCGGGACUUUCAUAUUUAGAAACUUGUGUUUUGACCAACUGCUCUUGACUCUUGAAAAAUGUCCUAUUGCGAGUUAGGUACUUGCCCGUACGACAAAACCCACCGCAUAAUGAUCUUCCGGAUGCCCAAGCACAUCGUCAAGUGCGCGAAGAACUACCGUGGACCGCCGCUACAGACCUGCAAGUACAACGCCGCGCACCGCGUUCUCGACAUGGAGGAGCACCUGAAGGAGUGUGACUACUAUCUUCGCAGCAUCGACGACCAGGCCGUGCAGAUAGCGCUCAGUACUCGCAUUCCGCCCGUUCAGGAAAAUGGACAUGAUGUGGAUACACCACUUUAGGCUAACACAUUCAGACACUUCUACAUAUACUACUACAUGCUAUAUGAACCAUAAAAAGCUUCUUGAAGAAGCACAUGGAGAAAUGUUUACACACAGUAUUCGUUUGAUUGCAUUUAUGUUAUGAUUAAAAUACACAAAUUGCGUUGUGAAUCUAAAACUAGAAAA
Messenger RNA from Drosophila erecta, 760 nucleotides. Its product is annotated as protein D7. The record is from RefSeq and is a predicted model, not a curated record. Bases 314 to 595 code for a protein of 93 amino acids. NCBI's taxonomy places the organism in Eukaryota, Metazoa, Arthropoda, Insecta, Diptera, Drosophilidae. The transcript has a single exon.